Paramisgurnus dabryanus is the source of this 3076-nucleotide messenger RNA. NCBI's taxonomy places the organism in Eukaryota, Metazoa, Chordata, Actinopteri, Cypriniformes, Cobitidae. The record is from RefSeq and is a predicted model, not a curated record.
UUGAGGUCCCAUAAUAGUUUUUAUUAAGUUAAAUUAACUUUUUUUAAAUUAAGUUAAAUAAACUUAUUUCAUUUGGUGAUUUCCACUGUUAGGUUUUACAAUGUUAAAAAUAUAUAUUUGAAUAAAGGGUGAGGACAUUGUCCUAGGUCGGACAUCACUUUUGGCCACUACUGUACAAUUAUAACAACUAAAACAUUAAUACACAGUCUGUAAAAACAGGUUUUACAUCAUGAAGUUUUAGCAAUAAAUAUGAAUCAUUUUUACAUUUUGGUAAAGAAUUAGUUACAGGUAAUGUGUUUGACUCUGAGGGGUGUCAGUGUGCAUUACCCAACCCGUGGCCCUCUUGUGGAUUCAGAUGUCAGUGCCACACACGACCAGUGACAGAUAUGGCAUGAUGAACCUGCUGGUGGGUUGCUGGGUUAGUGGGGGAUGGGGGUAUGUAAGGAGCAAAAGAGAGAGAAUAAUGUGAUGAGAAAUCCAGACAGAGGCCUGACAUAAACACUUCAUGGGAAACGGGAAAUACCUUGGAACAAGAAGACAAAAUUUUGCUGGAAGGAUGGUGUUACAUCCACAAACAAACGACUACCCAUGUGCAGGAAUUAAAGGAUUACACAGAGAAAGCACAAAAGCAAAGGUUAAGAUGCCAGAGAAAGUGUGCAAGUUUCAGGGUCAGUGUUAUCAUAAACUGAAGAGAGCAUGUUUGAGGCGAGGCACUCUGUUCAAAGACCCAUCCUUUCCUUCAUCAACUGAGUCAUUGUUUUAUAAAAGAGCGCCCCCUCCAGGACUGACAUGGAAGAGACCCAGGGAAUUAUGUAAGGACCCACGACUAUUUGUGGAUGGAAUCAGCACAAGAGAUCUGCACCAGGGCAGUUUGGGUAACUGCUGGAUGGUGGCGGCCACAUCCUGCCUAGCAUCAGAACCCUCACUCUGGAAGAAGGUGAUUCCUGACCAUGCCGAGCAGGAGUGGAACCCAAAACGUCCAGAUCUGUAUGCUGGAAUUUUUCACUUUUGUUUCUGGCGACUGGGCCAAUGGACAGAUGUUGUUGUAGAUGAUCGUUUACCGGUGGGUGAGGAUGGAACGCUGCUCUUUUGUCGUUCUGCAACACCACGGGAAUUCUGGAGCGCUUUACUGGAGAAAGCCUAUGCCAAGCUCAAUGGGUGUUAUGAAGCUCUAGAGGGAGGUAAUACAGCUGAAGCUCUGGUUGAUUUUACUGGUGGUGUCUCUGAACCUCUCAUUCUGGACCAAGAGGAGUUGAUGCAGCAUGCUGACAAGAGGAAGAUGCUGUUCCAGACACUAGCCUAUGCCCACAACCAUAAGUCACUUAUAACCUGCUCCAUUCGGCCAGCAGAAGGCGAGCAAGUAGAAUCAGUUCUGGACUGUGGAUUGAUAAAGGGGCAUGCAUACGGUGUGACUGCAUUCAGAAAACUCCGUACAUCAGAGAAUCUGCAUAUCAUGUGUGACACACCCCAUAUAUUUAUGGUGCGGAUGAGGAACCCAUGGGGCACAACUGACUGGACAGGAGCUUGGAGUAUCGGGUCUCCUCAGUGGCAGCAUCUGGGGAACAAGGAUAAGGAAAAGAUGGGGCUUAUUGUCAGAGAUGUGGGAGAGUUUUGGAUGGAAUUUGAAGACUUCUGCAGUUACUUCACAGACAUGGUGGUAUGCAGAUUGCCAGAAAAUUCCCUUCUCUGGCCCCAGGCUCACUGGAGGGAGGUUCGAUGCAUGGGGGCAUGGACUUACAAACUUGUAAUCCCACACACACGAUCCUGUUCUGAUCAUCUGAACAUUAAGGCCCAGAAGCCCUCCACAGGGCUUCAGUGGUCCAAACAAAUGCCAGCGCAGAGAAGAGAACAAAGUAAGCAACAACUAAGUGAAAGACAAAAGGAGGAACACUUUCAAGAAGAAAAAUGGAAAAAAAUAGAAAAUCAAGAAGUCAAGGCAAGUACGUUAAGGAGGGGACACAGACCCUUAAAAGCUGAGUGUAAGAAAAAAACAGGAGUAGGUGAGGGAAGAUGGGAGAGACAAACGGACAAAAGAAGUCGAUGUGGAGGGUGUAUCAAUCACAGAGACACGUUUCUACACAACCCCCAGUUUAUGUUUGUAGUUGGUGGAGAUGGGGAUGAGGUGUUAAUUUCUCUGCAGCAGGAGGACAGGAGGAUGAAAAGGAAGGAGGGAAGAGGAGAGAACCUACCAAUCGGCUUUGAGGUUCUUAGGGUGGAGGCAAAUCGUGUGUUGCGGGUACAGUGUUUAUGUGAGCAGGCUGCUAGCUCAGUGUAUAUGGACUCUCGUAGCGUCACACUGCGUGUGUCCCUUGGUCCUGGUCGGUACGUCAUCCUCCCCACCACAUUCCAGCCUGGAGACACUGGACAGUUCCUCUUGCGUUUUUUCUCACACUCACAUGUGUGCCUCAGAGAGUUGAAGGAAGAACUACCUGCUCCUUCAUUGUGGCAGUGUUGUAUUCCAGAACCCAGUGCUGUAACUACAGUCCAUUUGCUUAAGGCAUCUGGCCUCAGCAAACCCAAGCAAACAGCCCCUGAUGUGUAUGCUAUCAUCCGGUGUGAAGAGGACUCUGUCAAGACUCAAAUUUUCACAAAAGAUGGAAGCCCUGAAUUUAACACCAAGGCCAUCUUUUACAGCAGAAAUCCUAAAUCCAAAAUCUUCAUUGAGCUAUGGAGAAAAGGUUUGCUGUGGGACUCCUUCCUGGGUGGAGCACAAUUUCAGACAGGAAGAAAUGAACGAGGACGGAACAGAGUGAUUGAUUUGCAGGGUGGCCAGUCACAAGGCUGUGUUGUUGUUGAGACGUCCUCAAGCCAGUGCCUUACUGACCUGUGACUGACAGGUGUGCUCAAGGUAAUGGCCGGUAGUAAUUCUGUCUGACUAAAUAAACACUGCAAAAAUGUCUGCCAUUACUGUAUCAUUUACAGGAGGUUUAUAUUUAUUACCACACAAUAGUAUUGUCAUUAAACAAACAUUUUGACUUUGAUACUGAUACUGAAUUGAUACCAAAACUAAAACAAUAGGAAAAUAAUUGAUUAAUGGAUGAAUGAAUAUAUGGAACCUAAAAUUAUUUUUACAUUG